AUGAGCUCCGUGCUAGAAUCCUCUCUCCUCCUCCGGCAGUGUGGCGACUCGCGAGAUCUAGCUCGCGGGAGGGAAAUCCACCGGCAGCUCGUCCAAUCCGGCGAGGAUCGCCAGACAUUCCUGGGCAAUUUGAUAAUCCUCAUGUAUGGGAAGUGUGGAAGAACAGAGGACGCGAUCCAGGCAUUCCACCGGAUCCGGCACUCAAACAUCUACUCGUGGACGAAUCUGAUCAGCGCGUUCGUGCGAAGCGGUGAUCUCGAUCGAGCGCGGUCGGCGCUCCAUUCGAUGCCCGCGAUCGAGAUCGUGGCGUGGAACACCAUCAUCACCGCAUAUGCCCAGCAAGGGCAUCCGCGAAGAGCCCUCCAUCUCUUCGAGAUCAUGGAUCUAGAAGGGAUUGUGGGCGAUGGAAUCACGCUCUUGGGCGCGAUCGAGGCGUGCGCCCAGCUCCAAUCCCUCUCGCGGGGACGGCAAAUCCACGCCCGGAUUGUCAGCCUCGGGCUGGAUAGAUCAGAGCUCCCGCUCGCGAAUUCGCUCAUCAAGAUGUAUUCGCGAUGCGCUAGCGUAAGGGACGCGAAGAGGGUCUUUGAUGGGAUGAUCCACCGCGAUCUUGUGUCGUGGAACACGAUCAUAGCAGCACUUGCCACGAAUGGGCAUUUUGAUCUUGCGCUAGAGGCUUUUAACCGGAUGAAUCAAAGAGACCGAGCGUCCUGGAACACGAUGAUCGUGGCGUUCUCGCAACUGGGCGAUCACCGGCGAUCCAUGGAAUUUCUCGCGAGCAUGGAUCUGGAAGGGAUCGAGCCGGACGAGAUCACGUUCCUGGGCGGAUUGGAAGCUUGUGCGGGGCUCACGGCAAUUGCCGAAGGGAAGCUCCUCCACUCGAGCAUCCAGCGCUGGGGACUAGACUCGCGACUCCAAAUCUCUACAUCCUUGAUUACAAUGUAUGGCAAGUGUGGCGAUCCAGAACUAGCUCGAUCGAUCUUUGAUAAUUGCAAUUCCCGUGAUUUAAUCUUUUGGAACGCAAUGCUUGCAGCAUAUGCCAAGAACGGGCAUCUGGUGCAAGCGCUCGAUCUCUUCUGGCAAAUGGACCUAGAAGGAAUCGCAAAGAGCGCUGCGACGCACGUCAAUCUCCUCGCAGGACUCAGCCAUGGAGGGACGCUCCGCGAUGGGAUCGAGUUCUUCCUGGCCAUGAGCGCUGAUCACAGCGUGGAGCCGGGAUACAAGCACUACUCCUGCGUGAUUGAUCUCCUAGCUCGCACUGGCAAGUUGGGUGAUGCCCACGACCUCCUCCUCGCCAUGCCCUUCUAUCCUGACGUGAUCUCCUGGACGACGCUGCUGACCGCUUGCAAGCUCCACAAGGACAGUAAUCGAGCUGCCGCAAUAGCUAGGGAAAUCGGCUCCUCCCAGAACGUAGUCGUUUCAAUCGCGAAUUUCUAUGUCCAGGAUACUUGA
This is a messenger RNA of Selaginella moellendorffii, 1449 nucleotides long. Its product is annotated as pentatricopeptide repeat-containing protein At2g21090-like. The transcript has a single exon. Gene Ontology annotation, molecular function: protein binding; RNA binding. Gene Ontology annotation, biological process: RNA modification. The record is from RefSeq and is a predicted model, not a curated record. NCBI's taxonomy places the organism in Eukaryota, Viridiplantae, Streptophyta, Lycopodiopsida, Selaginellales, Selaginellaceae. Bases 1 to 1449 code for a protein of 482 amino acids.